ACCGGCCGGUCGCCAGCUCCUGCCCCUUUCAAUCUGCGCCGACGCGGCGACCAGCCGGAUCCCGGGGACUCCCCGCACCGGGAAUCUCCCGCCAGCUGCGCGCUGCGUCCCGGCGACGGCAGGAGCACGUGGAGCGGCCGGGUAGCCAGAGCGGCAGCUCCUGCCCAGCCCAGCCCAGCCCAGCCUAGCCCAGCCCGGCGACAAGAUGGAAGAUAUAAAACCAAAUGUGGAACUGAAAAGCACUCAGGAGCAGUCUGUGCCCACAGAAGGUCCAGUGACUUUGAAUGACUACAGUUUAACCAAACCUCAUGAAAUAGAAAACGUGGACAGUGCAGAAGGCCCAGCUAAUGAAGAUGAAGAUACAGGAGAUGAUUCAAUGAAAGUGAAAGAUGAAUACAAUGAAAGGGAUGAGAAUGUUUUAAAGCCAGAGCCUAUGGAAAAUGCAGAAGAGCCUGAAAUUCCUUACAGCUAUCCAAGAGACUAUAAUGAAUAUGAAAACAUUAAGUUGGAGAGACAUGUUGUCUCAUACGAGAGUAGCAGGCCAGCCAGUGGCAAGAUGAACUGUGAUGUGUGUGGAUUAUCCUGCAUUAGCUUCAAUGUCUUAAUGGUUCAUAAGCGGAGCCAUACUGGUGAACGCCCAUUCCAGUGUAAUCAGUGUGGGGCAUCUUUUACUCAGAAAGGUAACCUCCUCCGCCACAUUAAACUGCACACAGGGGAAAAACCUUUUAAGUGUCACCUUUGCAAUUACGCAUGCCAGAGAAGAGAUGCACUAACAGGUCAUCUUAGGACACAUUCUGUUGAGAAACCCUAUAAAUGUGAAUUUUGCGGAAGGAGUUACAAGCAGAGGAGUUCCCUUGAGGAGCAUAAGGAGCGUUGCCGUACGUUUCUUCAGAGCACUGACCUGAGUGAUCCUGCAAGUGCGGAGGCAAGGCACAUCAAAGCAGAGAUGGGAAGUGAAAGAGCUCUCGUUCUGGACAGAUUAGCAAGCAAUGUGGCAAAACGAAAAAGCUCAAUGCCUCAGAAAUUCAUUGGUGAGAAGCGCCACUGCUUUGAUGUCAGCUAUAACCCUAGCUAUAUGUACGAGAAAGAGAGUGAGAUAAUACAGACCCGGAUGAUGGAUCAAGCCAUCAAUAACGCCAUCAGCUAUCUUGGUGCUGAAGCCCUGCGCCCCUUAGUCCAGACACCACCAGCUCCCACCUCAGAAAUGGUUCCGGUUAUCAGCAGCAUGUAUCCCAUAGCCCUCACCCGUGCUGAGUUGCCAAACGGUUCCCCCCAGGACCUGGAAAAGAAGAACACCCACCUACCAGAGAAAAGCCUGCCUUCUGAAAGAGGCCUCUCCCCCAACAACAGUGGCCAUGACUCCACGGACACUGACAGCAACCAUGAAGAACGCCAGAAUCACAUCUUCCAGCAAAACCACAUGGCCCCUCCUCGGGCCCGCAAUGGGAUGCCACUUCUGAAGGAGGCCCCCCGCUCUUAUGAACUCCUCAAGCCCCCACCCAUCUGCCCAAGAGACUCCAUCAAAGUGAUCAACAAAGAAGGGGAGGUGAUGGAUGUAUUUCGAUGUGACCACUGUCGAGUCCUCUUCCUGGAUUAUGUGAUGUUCACUAUUCACAUGGGUUGCCACGGCUUUCGUGACCCUUUUGAGUGUAACAUGUGUGGAUAUCGGAGCCAUGAUCGGUAUGAGUUCUCGUCUCAUAUAGCUAGAGGAGAGCACAGGGCAAUGCUGAAGUGAACGUCUGGUCCCAGAGAUGAUUUGCGCCUGAGCUUCAACAUCACUUUUAAAAACUGAUACCCCCACCUAACAAAUCACUCUCAAAACAAACUUAGUUCCAAACUCCUUUCCAUACCAGUUUUAGUAUCCAAGGGCCAUAUUCACAUCAGGAACAGAGAAACGCUGUCUUCAUUCAGAAAUUGAGUAUACAUCAUGUUACUACUUCUGUGAAAUCUUUGUUUUCCCAUCAGAGAAUUGAUUUCAUAUUUAAAAGCCAAUGAAGUAUUUGCUCAGUAUCUUCUGCAGCAAUGGCACAGGCAUUCCUUGGAGCCUCUUGCCAGUCAGAAGAGUCCCCUGGUUGUGCUGCAUGAGACAUUCUUUCUGAGAUACAACAGCUGGAUGUGGAAAAGCCUUUUGGUCAUUUGCCCAGGUCCACCGAGAAGCAGAGCUGACCAGCUGAUCUUGCUGGAAAGCUAUGCCCGUCUGCACCUAACUCCAGGCUGAAGGGUUAGGAUGUAAUCUCCCCAACCCAAAUUAUGGUCUAAUAGUAAGGAAAAGAACAGUCAUAAGAUGAGUAUCUGUUACCAAAAAUCAAAGACCUCAGUGUCUGAGCAUCAGAUCCAUUUCUUUUCAGAGAAGCAAAAAUAACCCAUGACUUCUAAUGACACUUCUGCUUCUACCCUUUGCCCUCCUGUCUACAAUUAAAAACUGCUUUGGGUUAAACUGGUCACCCGUAGGAGACAUUCUAUACCAGAAGAACCAAUGGUUUUAUUCACAGACUGUCACUGAACCUCCAGGAAGUUGUUCGCUGUGGACAACAACAUCCAUUUCCUGUGAUCAAGGUCGGCAGAGCGGGCUCAGAGAAGUGAUUAGCAGCAUCACCAGGGAGAAAAAACAGCUACCUGAACAUUCUUGGUCUCCUUGAUGGAAUAUUGGUAUACAGACCCAAAGAAAACUUGCCAACGAUUUUUUUUUUUUUGACCAAAGAAUCCAAAAAGUAUGACUUAGUCUUACCCACUACCCACACACGCACAUGACAGGAGUCAGGGAUAAACACCAGGAGUGAGUUGUUUAAAUCAGAGCCGAGCCUCGCGAUGAGGUAUGGAGGGGAGGGCCUCUGCCGACAGGCUGUCCUUGAUCAGGUGGGGUGGGUUCCCCCCACCCCGACUUUAGAUGGAGCUGCUGUAUUCCACUGAGAUUCCCGAGAGUCUGAUCUUGGCUCUGCAGAUGUAUCAGGAGCAUCGUCGUCAUUAGUUACAGGGGGUAUGCUACCAAGGAAAAGUUCUGGGAUAAUUGUAAAAUUAGCCCUGGACUACGGGGUCACAAAAACCUCUUUGCUAAUUCCCUAUUUGCCACAAAUUAGCUGUAUAAUUUAGGGCAAAUCACUUAACUCUUACAACGAAGUUUCCUCAACCAUAAAAUAAGAGUUGGGUUUAGACAUUCUCUAAGGUUCCUUCCAGCUUUAAGUGUAUGUGAUUAUGCAGUAACCACGGUUAUUUUUUAAGCCUCUUAAUGUAUGGAUAUUAAGCAGAAAAGUAUGUAUAUGAAGACCUCUUUCACAUUUCUUUGGUGUGAAAAUGGUAGUGUUGUUAAGUUUUUCCUUUAACCACUGAGCUGUGACUGUGAAGAGGAUGGUGGGGAGGAACAAAAAAACAGGAAGGUAUUUUGAUCUUGCCCCAAAGUGUACACAUUAACUGGCACCUGCAGCUGCUUGCCAAAGCCUUCCCCCCCACACCCCUUUUUAAAAACUUGUGUUAGGGAAAAUAAAUUCUGCUCCCAGGGAUAACUUCCUGGGGCCUAUUUACAAAUUAAGAGUAAGUGUUGUGAACAUUCCUUCCAGAGCCAAGAACCCCAAAUUCCUGGUAGAUUAACAAUGUAUGUAUCUGCCUUGAUACUUCAGGGCUUAUGCACUAGGCUGAAACUCAAUUUAUUUAUGUGCUGCCAAUAAUUAAAAUGUUCCACUUCAGACUACACAAAUGGCUUAUCCUUCCUUGUAGCAUGGUGUCUAUCUCAGAAAAAAAAAAAAAAGAUUUUGUGUGAAACUCCAUGGCAACAGUCCCAACAUGCUUGAGAUUUCAGCUGAAAGACUGGAUGUAUUACAGUGUGUAAUCCUCAGUAUAUCACUGUAUUUCCAUAAUCCUAGACUCCAACCUAUGCCAGGUUGCUUAUACCCUUUGUAAUAGAGGAACUGCUUUUUUUGUGUUCUUGAAAUACCACACAUCCUGUUGACUCUUCAGGAGACAAAAGAAAGAGAAUUUGGAGGCAAGAAUUAGUAGGAGAGAAAGCUAGGAAAAGUGAGCAUUUCCAAGAGAUCAGUGGGAAAAAGUCUUUGCUGAAGAGAACAACUCUCGCACCUUAAGAUAGUGAAACUAAGGUCCAUCCCACCAACCUAAGGGCUCUUUUCAUAGAUACGACCUUCAUUUUCCCUGUGACUAAUGGAUUUUCUGAAUGAUUUCCAUUCUUCUGAGGUCAAUUUUCUGAGUGGCGUGACCACUCAAAAAGGCUGCUCUUUCUUGGUAGCAUUCCAAGCCUGGAUCAGGACACGUCAAGUCCAGAGAAAAUGUACAUGUGGAAAUUCCACACCUUCUUAAACCUCAAAGUUGAACCCAGUGGUAUGCUGUGCCGUAAUUACUACCACACAGGUAAACACUUCCUUCUGUAGGCACUCCUUAUAGUAGUUAAGUAUUGCUGGGGGUAGUAGAAGAGGGUGAAGGAGAACCUUAGCCAGAUGCUUGGACAGGACUCACAUGUGACCGUGUUGGGCAGUGACGUCCCACCGCAGCUUCCGGCAGCACAUUUACUUUCUCGUCCAGAGUCCCUCUGAACAUGAGCCGUGCAGGCCUUUCUCCUUCAUUUCCCACCAACCCUCUUAGUCAGGCUUCCCACCACACACCCAGGAGGCCACAAUCUGAGGAACAAUCUACCCCAUGAUAAGCUCCCUUGCAGCCAAGUUGACAGAACUGGGGUGAGGGUGGAAAAGGAAGAGACCUGGCUCUCCAAAUGUUCCUCAUCACUAUUUGACAUGUUGCAUAGGUAUUUCCUCCUGGCAAAGAACAAAAUAGAAAUGUCUCCAUUACCCUCCACCACCACUACCAGAGGAAAAAAAAAAUGAAUAAAUCUACCAGUCUUCAGAGUCCUUAAGUCAUUCUCCCAAUAAGAUACUUGCCUUGAACAGAUAAGCUGGCUAAUCUUGUGCUUUUUUACCCAUUCUGAGCUCUUCCUGAUUCAGCUUCAAACUUUGUCAAUGACAAACUUUCUCACCUUUUAAAUGCAGUGCUUAACAUUUUGCUGGGCCCACAGUGGCCCAGAUAUAAUAUGACCUCAGAUUUCUGUUGCAAAGACAAAUGUUUGAAAACACAAAAUUUAUUCAAUUGAAACACUGUGUUAUUAACAAAUCUCACAUCAAUAUAAGUUUUUCCAAAUAGCGUCUGUAUCACUGUUCCUCCUCUUCCUCUUCUUUUUUCCCCAUGGCCAAUGUGAGGUUUGGAAUGUGGCAAGGGAAAAGGCAGUACUCCUGAUAGAUACCCCAGACCAGGCAGUAAGACUAUCUUGGAAAUAUUAACUGUUUUAAGUCCUAACUUUAAAGUGUACCCCCGUGAGGGUAGGUGUAUUAGUCUCUUGUGGAGAUUCGGGGACUCCAAGACACUCAAAAUUUGAGUCCUCAGAGAUGUCCAAGCUCUUUCACAAAAAUUCAGAAUUAGACUUUGUGAGCUCAGGAAAAGAAAAGAAAGUAAAGUGAUGAUAAUUUUGUCCAACUAAAUAGCAUCAGGGUGAGCGGAAGAUAAGAGAGAUACCAUGCUCUUUCUUAUUUUUUUAAAGAAUUGGGAUUAUUUUUGUGUUCAGACAGAAUGUAUAGUUCAGAGAAUCUCUGUAGGCAGAGGUCAGAAAAGCAGAAUAAUCGGAAAUUUAGGUAUCUGUAAAGAAGACAAUGUUGACAAUUAAACCAAAAGCUAGGCCUAGGCCAUCCUAGGAAAAGGACUCUAUUCUCUAAGGCUAAAGGACUGAAUGUUUCGAACAGUGAUCAGUGAGCCCCAGAUGGGGGAUUGCUGCCUCUAAGGACUAUGGACUUAAUAGAGCCUAGAUGAGAAUUACAGGUUUUAAGCUUGUGUGAGCUCACAGCACAAGACAGUACCUCCAUUUAUCCAAGCUGUGUAUAGUCUAUAUCCCACCAUACUAUCAGUAUGAUAAACAGGUCUGUGCACUUUGAAGAAUUUGAAUCCAGGUUUCUUCUGAAUAUUAUAAUAGUGGACUGUCUUAUACAUUGAGGUUGAUUGAGGUGUUAUUUGAAACUGGAAUGUUAAUGUGUUGAUUUAAAAAACGUAAGGACAGAACAAUAUCUACCUCCCAAAGAUGUUGUGAGGUUUUAUGUAAUUUUGUCUAUGGGGUAAUGUUACUUUUUUUUGGUGGGGUGGGGUGGGGUUGGGGGGGAAUUAUGUUUGAUGGUUGCAAAUUUUCCACUAUAUGUACUGUAUCUGGACUUAAAGACAUGGAAAAUAAUAGUAAUUCAGUUGCCAGUGAAGGCAACUGAUCUCUAAUAUAAUUUCCUUCAUGUUGUUUUAACGCAAAAGAGCAAAAACUAUGCUGAACCUUAGAACUAAUGUGAGUUAACCACAUGCUACAGAUUCUUCAAGGCCUUGCAGCCAGGGAGGUAGAGAAGCUCCCUCACCAUUUCACGAGCCCUCGACCAUUAAUUCCCCAGGCAACUUAGGAGUUUCCAAGCCCAUGGCAUGGUCUGUGGGGCCUCGUUCAUAUUCUGAAUAUCAGCACAGCUUUGCUUCUUCCUCUCCUAAAAAGACUGAGAACAAACAUUUUGACACGUUAGGGAAAUGGGGCAGCCUUAAAAACGACUGCUCCCAUUGCCAGUGACUCAUUGUACAAGGGCUCUUCCAGGUUAGCAGACAAGGCCCUUCUUGGUGGGCCUGCUUCUGUGGGUUCACAGAAACCAAAUUACUGUGGGUUGCAAAGAAUUAGCAGGUCAUUUGAAAAGCAGACAUCCCUUCACCCAGACUGUGGUUUUGCAUGCUCAGGUUCUCAGUCUCUGAGCUUCGGUGAGGGAUCAUUUUGGCUACUGGAAAAACCAUAGCUUAUUUUUAAUUUCUGGUUGUCAAAGCCACCACACAUGUAGUCUGUGGAUGAGAUGACCCUUGUUGGCAGAAUGACAGGAGGGGAAGGGAAUGUGGUUUGGGGCUCAGGGUGGCCUUCCCACCAGGAGUGAUGGAGGGAGCCCUUGCCGAGUGGUUCUGACACAGCCUGUGCUCACAGCACUCUCAUCUGGAUUUCUCAGAAACACCCUCCUUGCCGAGAAGUGACCUUCCCUCUUGACUCCUCUCAAGUCUUACCUGGAGUCCAGCCAUUUGGAGCACUGUAAGGCCCUACUCUUCUGUAAAGACUGUUUAAAGAAAGUCAGCUUCUGAAAUGUAGCAAUGCUAACCUUGCCAGAACAGUAAUGAGUGCAUCGCUCGCAUCAAAAACAGCCCUGCUGAUAGUUUUCAUGGUUUCUUUAUUAUGUUUGAUUUUUAUACUGAAAAAUUAAAAAAAAAUACUGGUGUGUUUAAAAUUAGUCAUUUUGCAUGCCCAUCAUUUGUAGUUGCUGCUGUCAGAAAAUGGAAGAGUUUAAUCUUCCUCUAGGAAUAUUUUCUUAGUUUAGCCCCCUCUGGCUACUUCUUAAAGUCCAAGAACCAAGGUAUAUGGAAUUUUCACAGAAAUAAAGCAUCUCUCGUGAUGCGUUGCUGAGCCUGCCAUUGGUAUCCUAUUGCUUGCCCCCAUGCCCUCAGAGUGGGAUUCUGGCCCCAUGAGUCCUUAGUUCACUAAGGGCACUGGAGGAGGCUGUGGCCUGGACUUGGUAGGAUCAGCCCUUCAUGGUGUCUCCCACUUCAAAGACACUCUCCCCCAUCCCUUCCAGCAGUGGUUCUUCCUAAAAGAUAGGCAAGUCCUGACUUUUUUUACCUCUAGGGUCUCAGAAAUAUGCACACUGGGAAAUUCAAGCUACAGUCACUAAACUCAGCCACAUUUAAAUAUAGUCUUUAAACACUUAGAGGCCCAAACUGAAGGUGUUGGGGAGAAACUCCUAGGAGAAAAUAGCACAGGAACCCUGCAGCUUUCUCCCUGUCUUGUCAUCUUCUGUUCUGUCUUAGAAAAUGCCAGAAAAGUGUCUGACAGGUGGUCUGGCCUUCUACUCAACCUCAUCCAAAACAUCUUCCCUUUCCCCUCUUCUGUGGAAAAGGUAGGAGGAAGAGGUUUCUGAAGUCUGGGAUUAGCAAAUGUGGGGCCAGGUUGGUGGCAGCACCAUCUCCCUCCCUGCAACCCAGACUGUUUAGCAGGUUUUUCCAUCUCUGCACUAAGGGCAGGAAAAGAAGAAUGACAUUACAGCCUGUCUUUCUGUUAUAACAUUAAAUACAUUCAAAAAUGGCCUCUUGGUAGCUGACUUUCAGGCUUGGUGAGAAUGGUCUGUGGCCUUCGCCAUCCCUACUCCCUUCCUAAAGCAGAAACAGCUCAGGGAGAAAAGAAGGAGACAGGGAGACUCGGAUCCCUUUUGCCCAUGAGCAGUGCAGAGAGCUCUGGGCUGGCUGGGGCUGGGCUCGGCUGACCUGACUUGCAGCCUGAGGACAGUCACUCUUGGGAACUAAUUUGAUGCUUUAGAAGGUGGUGGGCCUGGCAGUGGAGGCCACCCCACACCUGCACACUCUUCCCCCUCCCCCAUCACUGUACACAACCAGGCCAUUCACACAGGAUGCGGUGCCCAAAACUCCACCUGCAGGCAACUGCCACCCAAGGGCCAGCAGAGGAAAGGACCUGCCUCCUCUCCCUCUCCUCCCAUCCCCUAGUGUCCAGUGUCUGAGGAAGAGUUGGGGUGAGAGCUCUGGGAAGUCCAGAAAUGCCGAGCGAUGGUGGAGAAUCACAUUCGGGCCAGGACACAAGUUCUGGCUGCAGAACAUUCCCAGUCAGACAGUUGUUUGCAUAAAAGCCAAAAGCCACUGCACCUGGGGUGAGGAGGCCCCCUGGGGAGGUACUCCCUGGCUUGGGGGAGAAGAGGGAAGGAGGGUGUCAUGGAAAGUCCCUGAAGGACACGGGGUGUUGAAUUUGCUGUGGUUUUGUUUUUAACUCUGUCUUGACCUAUGAAGUAGGCAGCUGCCUCCUUUCCCCCCAAAUAACAGCCCUUUCCCCAGAAUAACAAGAGCAUACCCAAGGAAAGAGCACAGCAGUGGAAAGAAUGCAAGUUAGAGGGCCUGUGGGUGAUGUGAACUGCCCCCCUUCCCCAGGAC
Molecule: messenger RNA, 8976 nt
Organism: Manis pentadactyla (Chinese pangolin)
Lineage: Eukaryota; Metazoa; Chordata; Mammalia; Pholidota; Manidae
Gene: IKZF3
Product: IKAROS family zinc finger 3
Exons: 8
Coding region: 206-1735 (509 amino acids)
Biological process (GO): regulation of transcription by RNA polymerase II
Cellular component (GO): nucleus
Molecular function (GO): DNA-binding transcription factor activity; RNA polymerase II transcription regulatory region sequence-specific DNA binding
Source: RefSeq, a predicted model, not a curated record